Platichthys flesus (European flounder) is the source of this 1793-nucleotide messenger RNA. It is a transcript of the gene arl16, whose product is annotated as ADP-ribosylation factor-like 16. The record is from RefSeq and is a predicted model, not a curated record. Gene Ontology annotation, molecular function: GTP binding; GTPase activity. Lineage: Eukaryota; Metazoa; Chordata; Actinopteri; Pleuronectiformes; Pleuronectidae. The transcript is spliced from 5 exons. Bases 4 to 579 code for a protein of 191 amino acids.
UACAUGCUAUCGUCGUCGCUGCUGUGCUCCUGCUGCUGGAGGAGAGAAAUGACCCGGAACGACGCGUGUCUGCUUCUCGGAGCCACCGGCGUCGGGAAAACGUUGCUGAUGAAACGUCUCGCAAAGUUUGGUUCGCAUGGAUCAGGUGAACUGCAGACAACUCCUUCUACCCUGCCUACAGUGGGAACCAACCUGACAGACCUGACGCUGAAGAAGAGGAAGGUGACUGUGAGAGAGCUGGGAGGCUGCAUGGGCCCCAUAUGGCCCAGUUACUUCAAUGACUGCUCCUCUGUCAUUUUUAUGGUGGACUCUGCGAACAUUGCUCAGGUAUCCUCCUCCUGUGUCCAGCUGCUGUCGGUACUCUCUGCUGAGCCUCUGCACAGUGCCUCUGUGCUGAUACUCUUCAACAAGAGGGACAUGCCCUGCACCAUGAGUCUCACAGAGAUAAAGUCAUUGUUUAGAAUGGAUGACAUCAUUGCAUCUGCUCCUCAGCCAAUCACAACACUGGAGCUCAGUGCCUGCUCUGGACAGGGACUUAAGGAGGUGCUCAGUUGGCUGGAGUCGAUCACAGUCAAGUGAUCAGUCAUGAGCUUGGUCCUUAAAAAGUGAAGUUGCUUUCUCAGGACUCGGGAGUAAUGGUUCCAAGCCUUUUCACAAGAUAUGCCAGUGAUAUCGGUGGGCCAAGACUGUGGAUGAGGAUGUAAUGAUGUGUUUACUGGUGGACUCACUAAAAAUGUGGCAAGACAUAUGACAAGACCGACUGGACUGGCAGACUGCAGCGUAUCAUCCGUUCUGCUGAGAAGGUGAUUGGCUGCAAUCUGCCAUUUCUACAGGACCUGUUUGCCUCUAGGACCCUGAGGCGUGCAGGUAAGAUUGUGGCCAAUCCUUCCCACCCAGGUAACAAACUCUUCGAGGUUCAUCCCUCCAGCAGGAGACUGCGGGCCAUCAGGACCAAAACCUCCCGCCACAAGACCAGCUUCUUCCCGGCUGCAGUUGGCCUUAUCAACAAGGCCUGCGACCCCCACCUGACUUGGACUCUUAUCCCGCCCCAAGUCUGUGUUACAUUAACACACAUAAUAGUACAUUGCACAUUGCAUAUUGCACAUCCACAUGUCUCUCCUGUUAUGCAUUUUGCAUUUUUUACUUUUUAUAUCUUGUAUAUAUUUUUGUUUUGUUUUAUAUAGUUAUUAUUAUUGUUAUUUUUAUUUUCUCUUAUCUGAAGAACUUAUUGUGUUUUUAUGUUUUAUGUUCAUUGUAUGCACCUAUAUACCAAAGAAAAUUCCAGGUAGUUGUAAACCUACUUGGCAAUAAAUACUUUCUGAUUUCUGGAUAACAUUUCUGUUAUCAAGAUGAACUGAGAAGGCGAUUCAUUGGUGAUAUCAUGAAAUUAUGCGAUGGCUUCAAGGUUGGCCAUUUUAACAUUUGUAGAGGCAGAGCAGAGAUUUCAGGCACAACAUAGUUCCAUGAUGAAUGGACAAGUGCAAAAAUCAGAAGAGGCCAAAACUUGAGCAAUACUUUCAUUAUACAGAACAACUUUAUUGUUAGACCGACGUGUUUCAGCUUGUCACUUUCAUCCGGGUCAUUUUAACGUUUUCUUAAAUGAACACUAGUGUAGCUCGGACCUGCUGCUAUUAACACAGGUCGCUGUUCCUAAUUGAAUGGCAGAUAAACAUUGAAUUGCAAGGAUUCAUGACUGCGUGGUCAUAGUUCUUGCGUCACAUUGUAACAUCAUGGGAAAGUUCAUGCAAUGCUAGGUAAGAAUUGAUCUGUCUGAAAUAAAGUAACCUCUUGUA